Moneuplotes crassus is the source of this 880-nucleotide messenger RNA. The record is from the annotation of a GenBank genome assembly. Lineage: Eukaryota; Ciliophora; Spirotrichea; Euplotida; Euplotidae.
AAUUUAUUCAAAAUGUGGAGUAUGCAAGAAAAGAUGGCUGCAGCUUUCCCUUUACAACUGCAGUAUAAAGGAAUGGAAAUAGUCUGAAAAUAUGGAGACAUUACUGCUGAAGAAACAGACGCAAUUGUAAAUGCAGCUAACAACUACCUUGCUCAUGGUGGUGGAGUAGCAGGAGCAAUUUCCCGCAAAGGAGGAUAUAUAAUUGACCAAGAGUCUGACGAAUGGGUUGAUAAGUAUGGUGAAGUUCCAACAGGAGAAACUGCAUAUACCUCCAAAGGCAACCUCGGAUGUAAGAAGUACUGAAUUCAUGCUGUCGGUCCAAUCUACGGAUACUCUGGAGGAGAAAACGCAGAGAAACAGCUUGAACUGACUAUUGUCAAUACUUACAAAAGAGCAGAAGAGCUUAAAUGUGAGUCGGUCUCAGUCCCAGCUAUUUCAAGUGGUAUCUUUGGAUAUCCUCUUAAAGAAUGCGCACAGACAUUUGCUAAAAUGACUCGGGAGUACAUUGAUAAUCUCUCUGAAGUUGGCAAUCUCAAGAAAAUAGUCAUGUGAAACAUAGAAUUUAAAACAGUUAAGAUGUUUAGGGAUGCUUUUGAAAAGGAAUUUAAAGACAUCAUAGAUGAAGCUAAACAAUCUACUGAAGAAGCUAAAGAAGAAGUUAACAAAGAAACCCCUCCUGAAGAUACAGCUGUAGAAGCACAAGAUACUAAGGAAGAAGGAGAUUAUGCAGUUCAAGACAUAGAGGAUACCUGUGUCCCUGAAGCAGCUCCAGAGGAUAAUAAAGACACUCAAAAUCUUGAUGUUUCUCCAUAAUCUCUAAUCUAGACCUGAUAUAACUCUUAAUAGAAGGCACAGGGUUUAAAAUUAUUUAUCCAACACU